UUCCUCUUCUCAUGCUUAGUUUUCUUCAACUUUACAAUUACUAACAAUAAAUAACAAACACAAUCUUCUAAUUUUUUUUUCUCAUUUUCCUCUCUACAAUGAAUCCCUCCAAACUGAAUGACACAAGAAUUGACAUUGAACCCUCCAACAGAAGAGUGUCUUUUGCAGAAAACCACGCAAAUGAAGAAGAACCACCCCAUCAUCAGCACCAAACCAAUUGUAACAGUAGUGUUCCCUUGCUCCUACAGCCAUCAUAUGCGAGAUCAAAGUCCAUGAUCUUCGAUGAACUCAGAAACUUUCGCAUAAGCCUAAAGUGGUGCGCACUUGACCACUCUUCAUGCGUUGGAAAACUCAUCUCCUAUGUCACUUUCAUCUUCUUCACCAUCGUUGUUCCUCUUCUCACAUCCAUCUUUGUUCAAGUCCCUGCCUCCUCUCCAGAAGAUGACCCCUUCUCCUUCAACAAGCUUGUUCAACUCCCUGAAUCUGGCCUCGCCAUGAUUGCCUUCUUCACUCUCUCCAGUUUCUUCAGAAGGUACGGGCUUCGACAGCUUCUGUUUCUAGACGCAUUGCAAGAAGACACGAGCUACGUGAAACGCGGGUACACACGGGAGCUAGAGAAGGCCUUCAGAUACUUGACAUACAUAAUGCUACCCUCCUUCUUGGUGGAGCUGGCGCACAAGAUCAUAUUCUUCUCAGCGGUUAAGGUUUCGUUGCCACACACGAGGUCGGGGUUGCCGGUGAACUCGAUAGCGUUCGUGUUGGUGUUGGUGUCGUGGGUGUACAGAACGGGGGUGUUCCUGCUGGUGUGCGUGCUGUUCAGGCUCACGUGCGAGCUCCAGAAGCUGAGGUUCGAAGGGGUCCACAAGCUGUUCGAAGGGUGCGGGUCUGAGGCUGGGGAGAUAUUCAAAGAGCACGUCAGGAUUAGGAGACAGUUGUGGGUUACCAGUCAUAGGUAUCGCUUCUUUAUUAUUGGCUGUGUUGUUACCAUCACUGUUAGUCAGCUUGGUGCUCUCUUACUCGUUUUGGCUUCCAAGGCUCACAAGACUUUCUUCAAUUCUGGUGACCUUCUGAUUUGUUCAGCAGUGCAGAUAAGUGGGUUCUUCUUGUGCAUUUUGGGUGCAGCGAGAAUCACACACAGAGCUCAAGGAAUAGUGGCAAUGGCCACACGAUGGCACAUGCUGGUGACUACUGCAUCUGCUGAAUCAGAGCACUGCAAAACUCAAGUUUCUGAGGGGCUAGCAAGUGACAGUGAUUCUGAUGAUUCCUCCAACAUACACGUCUCUGCAAUCCCACAACUUUCUUCUUUCCAAACCAGACAAACUUUAGUGACAUAUUUGCAACACAAUCACGGGGGAAUUACUGUGUAUGGGUAUUCACUUGAUCGUGGAUUGCUUCAUACUUUGUUUGCCUUUGAGUUUUCCCUUGUCCUUUGGAUUUUGAGUAAAGUUGUUGUCUUGUCCUAAUUAAAUAUUCAAGUCCAAAAAAAGGCUUUGUGUGAGUUGCCUCCCUUCUUUUGUAAUUAUUAUUUUUCAAAUUGCUUCCUAUCUAUGAUGUUGGUAAAUAAGAGUUUUUCGUAAAAGGGCUACUCAAUGCUUUUGUAGAAUUGAAACAUCAUG
Molecule: messenger RNA, 1616 nt
Organism: Cajanus cajan (pigeon pea)
Lineage: Eukaryota; Viridiplantae; Streptophyta; Magnoliopsida; Fabales; Fabaceae
Source: RefSeq, a predicted model, not a curated record